Phragmites australis (common reed) is the source of this 2204-nucleotide messenger RNA. Its product is annotated as anthranilate synthase alpha subunit 1, chloroplastic. The record is from RefSeq and is a predicted model, not a curated record. Gene Ontology annotation, biological process: L-tryptophan biosynthetic process. Lineage: Eukaryota; Viridiplantae; Streptophyta; Magnoliopsida; Poales; Poaceae. The coding region runs from base 241 to 1968 and encodes 575 amino acids. The transcript is spliced from 11 exons. Gene Ontology annotation, molecular function: anthranilate synthase activity.
CAAUCCAUUCUUUAGCGGAGCACACGGUCGCCCACGCGAGGCCGCAUCACCCCACCGCCCGCCAGGCGCUCGACGAAACGGGCGGCGCUGCCGCGACGUGUCCCGCCGCGCGCGCCCGCGUGCUCCCCGUCCGCCUCGCCGCCCUCGCGCCACGCCACGCUAUCUAAACGCGCUUCGGUUCGAUCCUGUAUUCCUCGAACGACCCACCGCUUCCUCGGUUCACUUAUCUUCCUACUGCCCAUGGCCGCCAGCCUCGCGUUGUCACUGCGCCUAGCGCCGGCGCCGGCGCCUAGACUCCGCCGCCGCUGCCGCGGAGGGGUUCUCGCCUGCCGCGCCACCGCCACGUUCCACCAGCUUGAUGCCGUCACGGUGAGGGAGGAAGAGUCCGAGUUCAAGAAGGCGGCGGCGGAGGGGUGCAACCUGCUGCCGCUCAAGAGAUGCAUCUUCUCCGAUCACCUGACGCCGGUGCUCGCGUACCGGUGCCUCGUCAAGGAGGACGACCGCGAGGCGCCUAGCUUCCUGUUCGAGUCCGUCGAGCAGGGAUCCGAGGGCAACAAUGUGGGGAGGUACAGCGUGAUCGGGGCCCAGCCCGCCAUGGAGAUCGUGGCCAAGGCCAACCACGUGACCGUGAUGGACCAUGAGAUGAAGUCGAGGAGGGAGCAUUUCGUGCCUGAUCCGAUGAAGAUCCCCAGGAGCAUUAUGGAGCAGUGGAACCCGCAGAUUACCGAUGGCCUCCCUGAUGCAUUUUGUGGAGGAUGGGUUGGAUUCUUCUCAUAUGAUACAGUGCGUUAUGUUGAAACAAAGAAGCUUCCUUUUACUAAGGCACCACAUGAUGAUAGGAACCUUCCUGACAUCCAUUUAGGCCUCUACAAUGACGUAAUUGUAUUUGAUCAUGUUGAAAAGAAAACACAUGUUAUUCAUUGGGUGAGGGUGGACUGUUAUCGUUCUGUUGAUGAAGCAUAUGAAGAUGGAACAGAUCGGCUAGAAACUUUGUUAUCAAGAUUACAUUGUCUUAAUGUACCAACACUUUCUUCUGGUUCUGUUAAACUUAAUGUUGGUCACUUUGGCUCAGCAUUACAAAAUUCAUCAAUGUCAAGUGAGGACUAUAAGGACGCUGUCAUUCAAGCAAAAGAACACAUUCUGGCUGGUGACAUCUUUCAAGUAGUCCUAAGCCAGCGUUUUGAGAGGCGAACAUUUGCUGACCCCUUUGAGGUGUACCGUGCAUUACGCAUUGUAAAUCCUAGUCCAUAUAUGGCCUAUCUACAGGCACGAGGUUGUAUUCUCGUGGCAUCAAGUCCCGAAAUUCUUACUCGGGUGGAAAAGAGGACAAUUGUCAACCGGCCACUUGCUGGAACUAUAAGAAGAGGGAAAACGAAAGCAGAGGACAAGGUUUUAGAACAGCUGCUUUUGAGUGAUGAAAAGCAGUGUGCUGAACAUAUUAUGUUAGUAGAUCUUGGGCGAAAUGAUGUCGGAAAGGUGGCCAAACCUGGUUCAGUUAAGGUGGAGAAACUUAUGAAUAUUGAACGAUAUUCACAUGUGAUGCACAUCAGCUCAACGGUUACCGGGGAGCUACGUGAUGAUCUUACCAGUUGGGAUGCGCUGCGGGCAGCAUUGCCUGUUGGGACAGUUAGUGGUGCUCCAAAGGUGAGAGCAAUGGAGCUGAUUGACCAGAUGGAAGCGAAGAUGCGUGGGCCGUACAGUGGUGGCUUUGGAGGGAUUUCCUUCCGCGGUGACAUGGACAUUGCACUCGCUCUUCGUACUAUCAUCUUCCCCACCGGAUCUCGGUUCGACACCAUGUACUCCUACACAGACAGAAACGCACGCCAGGAGUGGGUGGCUCACCUCCAGGCCGGAGCUGGGAUAGUGGCUGACAGCAAACCGGAUGACGAGCACCAGGAGUGCCUGAACAAGGCUGCCGGCCUUGCUCGUGCCAUUGAUCUUGCCGAAUCUACAUUUAUAGAUGAGUAGUCUACUCCGUACUGUAGAGACACGUUUGAUGCUGCAGAUCAAGGUGUGUUCCGUACUGUAGAGAUAUGUUUGAUGCACUUUUACGAUUUAGUUUCACCUCGACGCUUGCGAUCAUCAAGAUGUGUUCUGUACUGUAGAGACAUGUUUGAUGCUGCAGAUCAAGGCGUGUUCCGUACUCUGUAGAGACAUGUUUGUUUCUAAAUUCUAUAUAUUGCUGUCUGUAGCAGAAAUCUUAA